Plasmodium gonderi is the source of this 10392-nucleotide messenger RNA. RefSeq lists its product as hypothetical. The transcript has a single exon. The record is from RefSeq and is a predicted model, not a curated record. NCBI's taxonomy places the organism in Eukaryota, Apicomplexa, Aconoidasida, Haemosporida, Plasmodiidae. Bases 1 to 10392 code for a protein of 3463 amino acids.
AUGAGAAGUAUAACCAAUUCGAGUUAUGAAAAUGUGGAUAGUUUGAAAAAUGACAGAUCUCUUCAUAAUAUAAAAACAAAUAAACAUGUGGUUGAAGGGCGGACUGAUCAUUCUAGCAGUGCCACUAAAGAAGAUAGACAAAUGGAUGAAAUAAAAGGAAGUAAACAAAAUGAAGAAAGAAUAAGUCUAUAUGAUAAGAAAGAAGAGUGUAAUAAAGUUACAAAUGAAAUUCUACGAAACCAUGAUAAAUUAUUUAACCAUGAUCAACAUAACAUGAAGAUAAUGAAUAAAAUAAAAAAUGAUGAAUGGGUCGAAAAAAGACAACAAACAUUUAGUACUAAUGUUUCCCAUGUAAAUUUUUUAAAAAAAAAAAAAAAAAAAAAGAACAUUUUUGGUAUUCACUUGUCUAAGAAGAAAUGUCAAGAAAAUAUAGAAAAAAUAAAUGAAAAAAUAAAUUGCACAAUGAAAAGGAUAUUCAAAUUGUAUAAGGAAUCAAACAAAAAGCAAUAUUUAUCAAUGUUAUUCCAAAUGAAAGAUAUUAAUUGUUUUUUUAGUUGCAUGUUCUUCUGUUUGUUAAUUAUAUUUUCCAUUAUGAAUGAAUGUGUUGGAGCAUUACUGUCCACCUUGCUAUUGAUAAUAUCGAUACAGUUAAAAUAUAGCCGAUCAAACAUGGCUUUGUUAAAUUCAAUUAUUGCAAUUAUUUUCAUUUCCGUCGCCACUGCAUAUUCCUUUUCUAACAUAAAAUAUAAGGAUAUUCAUGGUCCUAGCAACGCACAAAUUGAUAUCACAAACGCUAACACGAACAGGAAACUGUUAAUCCUAGAAACAAUCAUAUGUCUAGUUUAUGCUUCCAUUUUAUUUAUAUAUAUGUUUUCAUUACGAUCUGUAAAGAAAUUCAGACAAAGACAUAUCUGGGUAUAUCAUCAUAUAGUUACCUUUUUUAAUUUUCUAGAUAUAGGAAUCCUCUUUACUUUUGGCAUAUUGGCAUUUUUCUGCAUAUUUAUCUGUCUAAAGGAUACACUAUUCAUUAUUAUUUCUUCCAUUUUAUUUUCGAGCAGUGUUCUUACCUAUUCCCUUCGCAAAUACAGUAGCAUAGCAACACUGAUAUUCCAGACAGUUAUGAUUAUAACAAACACAAUUAUAGCUAGUGCAUCUUUAACAAAGAAUAUCACAAUGGCCAAAAUUGUAGAUAUUCCAUCUGAUGGAUUACAAGAAUUGCAUAAUAAGAUAUAUCUCUUCUACAUGGUAUUUCUUAUCUUUUUUUUGGUUCUUCAUUUGUUAUACAUUUUUUAUAUUUUCUUUUCAUAUACAAAUGUUUUGUCCAAGUGCUUUUCCCAAAGAUCAGCAUACUACUCGAGUAUCUUUCCUCACUCUGCAAGUAUUGAGGGUGGUCACGAUAGCUGGAAUAAUCACGAGAGUGCGAAUGGGCACAAUGAUGAUGAAAGUGAUCAGAAUAAUAUGCAAAAUGAUAGAUGUAAAAAUGGGAACAUCCAGAACAUGGGAGAAAUCCAUUUUGUCAGAGAAAAGUAUGUGCUAAGCCUAGACGAUAAUAACAAAAUUCUAAAUAUUCAGAAGAAAAGCAUCAAAAAAAUAAAUAUAGAUAUGGACAAGUACAUGUACGAUGAGCUUCAUUUGUAUAAACAUCUCUUAUUAAAUACAGUAACCGAAUUGAAGCAUUCAUUGGGGAAGCACAAAGAAAGAAGAAUCUCCAUGGGUGAUCGAAUAUAUAGGGGAAAAAUGGGGAAUCCAAAAAAUUUCAAAGGAACAAAACGAUCAAGUAACCCAAAACACGAAAACAAUAAUCAUGUUGAAGAUUUCAUACUAAGCAUAAACGGAGAAUCAUCCGAAUGUCUGAGUAAUUACAAUGACACUGAUGAUGAUGCCCAUAUCAUCCAAAAUAAAGCACGAUAUAGGAAUAAAUACAAGAAUAAUGCAUAUAAACGUACCCCUUUUUUGUUAAAGAAUUUGUCACUCAUUAAGGAGGAAAGAAGCAGGAAUAAGAAUAUUCAAAGUAAACCAUUAAUGAAUCAUGAUCUUUACCUUACCCAUUGUGAAAAUGAUAUAUAUUCUUCAGCAUCCUUAUUUCACUCGAAAUAUACAUACAUAAUAGAUGUGUUGUUAGAAAAUUAUGAUGAGCUCAUAUUUUACUUAAAUAAAAGGAAGUUCUUCAUGAAAAUAAUCCAGUUACUUGAAGGAGGUAAUCCUUGUGAUAAUAGAAAAAAUGGUCUAAAUGAAGGAGAUAUAAUGAACGAUGGAUCAGUUGUAAAUUCAAAUUCUAAAUAUCUUCUAGAAAAGAAUAGUAAUAACGUAUCAUCGGUUAAUUUAUCUCAUCCUAUUUGUGAGGACAAUGCAGAGUCAAUCCCUCUUGAUACAUUAUCCCCCCAAAUAGACUCACUAAAAAAUGCCACCUCAUCAUCCCUCGAAGAAAACAGCUCCCAUUACAUGAAUACAAAUUUUAUCAGCCAAUUGAGUACAAGUCCACGAUUAGUAAAUGAAUACGAAAAAGAGAAUGAAAACGUAAAUAAAUCCAGAAAUUUAUCAAAAUGUAAAAAUUGUUUGAUAAACAAUGCGCCAAUAUGCACGGAUCUGCUGAACACAAUUGAAGAGGAUUUAAGUGAAUGCUACUCAAUGUUCAUACUAAAUUCAGACACAAACACAAAAUAUGAAAAAGGAAAUUCCCUAUUUAGCAACUUUAACAAUGAUUACAUGAACAUUCCAAUAUUUCCCACUGCGUCAAAAUUUCCAAAUGAUGAUAAAAGUAGCAAAAAGGAAGAGAAUAUAUUCUGGUACUAUUAUCCAGGUAUUAUCGGAAGAGUAUAUAAAGAAUGGUUAAAAUGUAAAAAUUUAGAUUAUAAAAAAAUGAAUAACGAUUUUUAUUAUCUUUUCACUAAUUCAAAUUCAUUACAUGAUUUCAUAAAAAGUAAUCAUACAACCUUGGAAAAACAAGAAGACGUAAAAUUGUUUGAUAUUAGUCAAGUAUUAAGUAGUAAUAAAAGUAUAGUGAACACGAUUAAGAAAUCUUUUUCAUCUGUAAAGGGAUCAAACUUAUUUACUGAAGAUAUAUAUAAUAUAAAUUCCUUAAAUGGAAUUAUAAAUAACUUUUUAGCUGAUAUCAAUACCGAUAUGGAAAGUUUUUAUUUAAUUAAUUCAAAAAAAACACAACCAUACUUAGAUGACAUCAGCAUAAAGCAAUUCCUCUUUUCGCUCCAUGAACACAAUGGGAGCGAAUUAACAUGUGAAAAAAUGACUCUACCCCCAUCAAGGUUUAUUCCAGAUUUAAUUGAACAACUGGAUCAGAUAGUUGUAGAAAAUAUUUCACAGAACUGUGUGCAGAGGAUGGAUUGUUCCAUUAGUAUUGAAAAAAAAAUGGUUCCAUAUGAUCGUGACAGUUCAGAUGGGUCUAUACAAAAUGGUGUCUUUAAAGGGGAAAAACAAACUAUGGGGAAAAUCACUCUCGAACAGACACGCGGACAGACACACGAAGAUUUAAUAAAUAUCAACCCUACAUACUCUCCUAAAAAUCAAUGUGAAAAUUUUGAUUUGAACGACUUGCUAAAUUAUGCAGAAUCGCUGAUCAUGCAAAAUAAGCAAAACGAAUUGGCCAAAGAAAGUGUCUUACUAAAUAAGGACGAUGUAAACGUACAAAUGCAAAACGAUUCAGAUGCAGAUUCGACAGACAUAAAACAUUUUGACGAAAUUUUGAGCAACUUCAUUAAAAAUUUUGUGUCAACCAGAGAUAAUAAUAUGCAACAUAAUAGCUUUAAACAAGGUGGAGAGAAGGAUGAGGAACAGAUAAAUUCUUUGAAAAAUAUAGAAGAAAUUUAUUCCAAUAUUAAAAAAACUAUAUGUGAUGAAAAACAACUGAGCAAGGCAGCUAACGGGGAAGGUAGAAACUCACCAAAUCAUAACUUCGAACUUGAAAGUACUCAAAAAAAUGGAGAACAUUUAGCCAAACAAAUAAUUAAUACAAAGAAGAAGGAAAUGUAUCUAAAAAAACGAAACUUGCAUAAUAAUCAUUACCUUUCGGAUACAUUAGAAAAAGCAGAAAUCCAAAAAGGGGAAGAAUAUAUGAAAGAGAAUUACGAAAAUGGGAAAGACAAACAUGAAAAAUUAUAUGACACCAAUGCAUUAAUCAAAAUACACACAAAUGAAGGGAAGAAACAAUGCAUGAAUAAACUUAAUACAAUUAAGAAUAAAUCCAAGAACAGCAUUGAAUGUUUAAGAAAAAAAAGCAAAACAGAUACGAGCCAGCUGUCAUACAGUGAACUUAAUGAAUACAUAUACAACGAUUUAAAGAAUGAAAAAAAAAAAAAAAAAAAAAAAAUGUAUAGCAAUACGAUUUUAAGUAAAAUUCAUUGCACCUCCUCAGAUGAUGAAAGUAUGAACAUGAAAACGAGUUCCAACAGUAGCAAUGGUACGGAAAACAACGAAGAUCAAAAUAAGAGAAAAAAUAAAAUUCAUGAAAAAAACAAUUUUCUAGUUUUACAUAAUCAAAAGGAUGAUCAUUUAAGUAAGACACAAAACUUGAAUAACAUCUCCGAACAUUUUGCUAAUUUUUACGCAACUGAUGGUGGACACGUACUCAACAUGCAUAAGGAGUUUGCAUUCAUCGAUAAAGGGUAUUUAUCCAAUCUGAAAAAUGUAGAAAAAGGACAAGGAGGAAAAGCAAACCAAUGGACACAACAUACCAAUGGAAAGAAUAGCCCUUCAUGUAGUAAUAGUAUCAGCAGAACCUAUGAAAGGGAGAAUUCAAACUCUGAAAAAAUAGGAGAUAUAUAUUGCAAUAUAGAACAAAGAAAAUCGAAGGAUGAUAUAAUUGAGGGGGAGAUACAUAUUCAAAAUAACGAUAAAAUAGAUGAUAAGGCAAAUUCUAAUUAUAAAGGAAACUCUAAUAAUGCACUCCUUCGGGAUAAGCAUAAAAUGGAAAGAAAAGAAGAAAAAUAUAAAAAAACUGGAGCUGAAUCAAAGAUUGCAAACAAUAUGAAAAAUAAUUUUUUUCUUAGUGAAAACAACCAGAAUAACAAUUCUGUAAGGAAAGUGAUGCAAUAUUCUCAAUAUCAAGCAACAGCUAAUGACGAAUACAAACAUGGGGGAACAGAAAAAAAUAUCAAAAUAGAAAAAUACAAAGAUAAUAUUUGUAAAGAGAUAUCUAUACACCAGUGGAAAGAAAAAGAAAAUAAAAAAAUUAAUCAUCAAAUUGUAGAUGUAAAUGUUAAUGCUGUAAACGACAUAUCAAAAGACAUACCCUCAGUAGAAAAACACUACAUGUAUAGUAGCCAAGUGUGCUACAACGCUUCUAGGAAUAUUGAUUCAGCAAAAAUUUGUACAAAAAAUGUGGAAGAGAAAAAUAAUGGUUCACAUAUAUUCUCCAGUUCUCAUCAAACGAACAGUAAUUUUAACCUUGACACGCAAGAUCUUAUAAAAGAUUUGAAAAAAUAUUUAUCUUCAUCCUCAAAUAAUGUAGAUGUCGAGGAUAGUAUACUGAAUGACACAUUCCUACUCGAAUUUAUCAACAAAUAUUUGGAAAAUAGCAACCCAUGUAAUCUUAGCAUAUAUAACGAAGUACUUUUUGAUAAAGCAAAAGAAAACAUGAGCGGAGACACUAGUAAUUCAGAUACCUAUAAAGAGAACAACGAAAUGAAGAACGAAUUUAUGGAACACUCAAUGGACAACAAUACAAAAAAAGUGCGAACCAUACACUUAGAUUUUUAUAACGAAAAAAAACUGCAAAAGGAGAAAGACAAAAUCACAAAGGAUGAUUUCCAUUCCAAUUUUUAUGAUGCUCAUAUAGUAAAUUUCCUCAAUACAUACAUGUUGGAAAACAGCAAUCGGUUAGUUAAAAGCGCUGUCUUGAAAGAGAAGCAUACAAAUAACACGAAGCUGGAAGAACAUCUAGAAAAGACAAAAGAAUCAUUAGAAGCAUCGUCCGAAUUGUCGUAUAAGAAGAGCGAAAAGAAAGAAGAUAUAUCUAGAUUUAAUUAUGAUAAUUAUAAACAAGACAAAUAUUACUACAUUGAUUAUAGCGAUAAACAGGAGGAAGGGCAAAACAAAGUGGAAAAUAGUAUCUCAAAAGGAACACAUCUGAAAACAAUAAAAAAUGACACACUUAUACAGAAAAAUAUGCUAGGGUUGGAAAUUAAUAAGCACCAGUUCAACUCUAAUUCGAUAAAUUUCAUUAGUCCCUAUGUACCUCGUAACUCCAAUGGGGUAAUCGGCUAUAAUUCUAGAGAUCGAAACGGACAAAUGAUGUUCGAAUUAAAUAAGGAAAAAAAUAUGCUCCAAGAGUUACGCAGUUCUAAUGGGGAGAGAGAAAAAAUAGAAGAACGAAAGGGUAAACUUACUAAUGAAUAUACUCAGAAACAAGCAAAUAGUGAUAUUUUUUACAGCAUAAACAAUUUUGAAAAUCUAGAAGAAGAUGAAACAUUUUGUCAUUUGAAAAAAAAAAUGGAAAAUAGGAACCAUCAUUCCAUGGAGGAAAAAGAAAACAUAAUUAAAAAGGCAGAUUUAAACUUAGUUUUACAAAAUAUUGAUAACUCGGAAGAGAAUAAAGAUUUUACCCCAUCCGAUGAAAAGAAUUGUUCAGGAAGUUUAGAAAUGUUAAAAAAUGCAAAUCAAAACCAUAUUUAUCAACCAGAUGUAAAUAUUUUUAACGAAAGCUAUGGCUUUCAAAACAAAAUAUCAGAUAGUAGUUCAUCCACAGAUAAUGAUUUAACAGGACUACUAAUUGGUAGUGAUGUAUUUUAUGAAUCCUUUGCUUAUAAAAGUAUAACAGAUAUAGACAAUAUGAAAAGAAGAAUACAUGAGUAUAACAAUAAAGGAGUAACAUAUAACGAAAAUCAGAGUGUGUACGAAAAACAUGGUUCAAACGUAAUUAAUGACACAAUGAAUGGAACUAGUUCAAAAGAUAAAAAAAAUUACAUCCAUGGACAGGUUAAAAAUAAUACAAUGGUACUAGAUAAGCAUAGCCAUGUUAGCAACGAAAAAAGUGAUAAGAGAAGUCAUAACCUUGAUGAUAAAACAAAUGAAGAAAAGGAAAAAGUGGAUCAAUAUCACGAUGCAGUUUCACUCAUUUCAUACAAUUCUGAUUAUUCAAAACUCCACGACGAGGUAAAAACGAAAUAUAAUAACAACUAUUUCGUGAGAAAAAACAUGAACGGUUCAGAUAAGGUAAGCAAUCACCAUGGUAAUACACACAGCGGGGUAGUAAACAGAGGUGAAGUCAGUCCAAAUGAAGAAAACGCCACAUAUAUCUACUUGGAUAAACGUACUUAUAAAAAAAAAGAAGAACAACAAGAACAACAACAUGUUAAAGAGGAAAAUUAUGCACAAAAGAAUUUUAUGAAUUAUGAAAUUUAUGAUAAUUCAAAAAUUGCAGACGGUAACAUUGCCGGAAGUGGCAUAAAUGAAAAGGAUCAUUCGAAAGGGAAAACCUAUGGCGGAGCGAAGAAAGAAUCGUUUGACGAAGCGAAAAAGGAAUCUCUUGACAAAGCGAAGAAUGAUUCUCUUGACGAAGCGAAGAAAGAAUCGCUUGACGAAGAGAGCACCGAAGAGCAAGGCAAACAAUUCGCCAAAACAUCUUACGUGCAGGAAAAUAAAAUAAACCUAUGUAACAACGGUACAAAAAUGAAUGAAAAUACGUUUGAUAAUGCUGGAAAAGAAGACAAUAAUAUGAAUAUUCCUCAGUCUGACAAUAACAAUGUUACGAAAAUGCUGAUAUAUAACGAAUCAGAAGCAUCCAGGACUCUAUUCUCUUCCUUAUAUAAGAGGAAAUUAUACAAUCGAAAUAGAAGUGCUUCAAGCAAUUCUUUUACGGGAAUGAGCUCUUCUUCUAUGUCAAGUAAAACUCCCAUGGACACAAAAAAAGACUUGUUGAAUAACCACUUAAAAGGUAAUAAUAAAUCGGAGGGCUCAAGUAGUAUAGAAUUGUAUCAAGUCGAAAAUGGUCAGACGAAUGAGUACAAGAAGAAAACUAACAAUCUGUAUCAGCAGUAUCCCAUGGAGAUAGGAGAAAGCGGAAUCAAUAGCAAACGAGACGGAGAAAACAUCUAUAAUGACAGUAAUGCUACCAAAGAAGGAAAAAAAAAAAAUGAAAAUCAAAAUGAAGAUGAAAUAGACAUGGGCAUAGAAGGAAAUGGAGAUAUAGGUUAUGAUUAUUGCAUUGAUGGAAAUACACACAAAAAUAGAAUGAAGAGAAAGGACAAGAGAACACUCAAAUACAACGCAAAAUUAGCAGUCACAGAGGAAACAUCUAUUAAUUUAGAAAAUUCGAAAAGAACUGAAAGUGAUUUCGAAAAUGAAAACUGCAUAACGAAAUCAGAAUUUUUAUAUAAAAAUCGUUACAAUCACAUAAAUGAAGAAAAGGAAGAAGGAAAAAAAAAAUAUAACCAUUAUCCCAUAAAGGGUAAGAUUAUAAACAAUAGCGAUAAUAUUUUUAAUAACUCAAAUUACAUCCAACAUUUUAACAGCAUCAUUAAAACUUAUUCAUGGUCACCUGAAAAUUUGCAUAUUGAAGAAAAUAAUUGUUCUUUCAAAAAAUACAAUACAUGCAUAGAUACUGCUAGCACAGAAGAUAGUGAUGACGCAUCCAAAAUAUCAAAUUUCGUAAAAGAUAUCUUUGAACAAAAUUCAAAUUCUAUUAUUUCAUCAAGUGAAUACGAAAAUGUAGGAAAAAAGAAACAUAAAAAACAAUUCAAUUCUGAAAAAAAAACACAUUCCCCUUUAAAAUUACAUAAAGGAAAAAACGAGUACAAAUACAAAAGUAUACAUGAGGAAGUUAUGAAAAAUAUAAAAACAGACACACAAGAAUCUUUUAUCGAGUUAAUAGAACAGGGUGAUGUUUUCCCAACCAUCAGGAGGAGAACUGAAGGAAAUGACACUCUUCAUGAUAAUAUUUUUUCUAAUAAUUACAAAAAUUUGGAAAGAAAAAAAAAGAAAUUAUCAAAACGGAAUAUGUCAAGUGUUCAAGUUACGGAACAUAAGAAUUAUUCUAAUGAAUGUAAACACAUACGAGAUACUAGUGAACAGAUCUAUGAAACCAACGAAAAUAAAGAUUUUGAAGAAUUGCAAAACUUAUCAGAUAAUGGUCUUAAGUUUGAUGAUGUAAAAAUAUUUACAGAUGAUGGAUUCAAUGAUGAGUACAACUAUUACAACUGGAAUGAAAUGAAUAAUGAAGUUAAUCGCGAAAUGAAUAAAACAAAAAGUUAUAGAAAAAAAUAUUUUUUGAAAAAAAAAAUUAACAAUUUGAAAAUGUUAGAACAAGACUUUAAUAUUGACUACAUAAAUACCAACUUAAGCGACGAUAUUUAUCUCACUAGUGCGAGUGGACUCAAAGAGAGUAAUAUCAGUUCUACCUUUUACAACAACACAGAACGUAUGCGAAGGACCUUAACUAAUGCUGACGCGAAUUCAAGCAAUAUAUACAACUCAGAAAAAAGAGGCAUGAAAAAUGUAAAAUCGUUCAAAGCAUUCAAAGCCUUCAGCAUGUCUGAAAAAAAGGCUAUUUCAAAGGGGAAAAAAGAAAAUAGAACAAAAAUACCCUUAAAGACAGGGAACAAUACGCAUGAUUCCAAUUAUGAAAUAAAAAAAAAUUUAACAAAAAGCAACCUAAGGAAAAAUAAUAACACAACGGUCACCACUUCAUUCAAUGAUGAGACAAUUAUAAAAAACAAUACAGCUGUUAAAAAUAUCAUGCCUCUUUACGAACCUUUUCACAUAAAUUCCAGUUUCUCAUUCGAAUCAAAGUACAAGGAAAAUUUAUGGAAAAAAAUAAAAAGCGAAGAACCUGAAAAAGAGGUGAAUCUAGUAAACGGUUCCCAAACUGAUGCCCGUAUAGUCCAACAUACAGUGGAGUAUUACCCAAAUGACAACAAAGCAAUCCAUAACAAGUAUGGAAAUGUGUCAAACAACUCCAGUAAGAACAUUAUAAAGAAGAAUUCUAAGGGAGGUAUAGAGAAAAAUUCAGUAAAGCAAAAAAAAAAAUCAUUAUCCCUUGAAAAAACAAGAAAAAAACAUUUGGGUGAAGAUCUAGCUAAUGCCUCCAAAAAAAAUUCGGUGCACGAUUUAAAAAAAAAAUUGGCCGCAAAAAAUACCUUAGCAAAAAAGGAACAAGUAAAAAAUUCCCCAAAUCAGAAUAGUAUCAACAAGGGAUUAAAAAAAAAGGCUCAUAUUGACCCCAAAAAACUUACUAGCGUUAUUCAAAAUUUUAAAAAUUCUAAAACAAUAUCCUAUGAUAUUGUAAAAACAGGCCAAGUUAAACAAUCACUCUCAAAUGUAGAUGCAUCAAACAAGAAACGUAGACCCAUAAAACUGCGAUAUUCAGUGGACAAUUUCUACAAUGUCAUAAAUAGUGAGGAUGACGUGAAUGAGGAAAUGUUCAUCAACAGUAGUAAGUGA